Molecule: messenger RNA, 3676 nt
Organism: Coniophora puteana RWD-64-598 SS2
Lineage: Eukaryota; Fungi; Basidiomycota; Agaricomycetes; Boletales; Coniophoraceae
Product: MED14-domain-containing protein
Exons: 18
Coding region: 79-3612 (1177 amino acids)
Biological process (GO): regulation of transcription by RNA polymerase II
Cellular component (GO): mediator complex; core mediator complex
Molecular function (GO): transcription coregulator activity
Source: RefSeq, a predicted model, not a curated record
CUCCGGCCAACGCUCACCUCCUUGCUGCCACUGGCCUGCUCUAUCCCCUACGCGUGAAAUAAGAUACAGGCUUAUUCUAUGGAACAGCAUGCAAACGGCGCAAACGGCAUCGAUGUGAACACCCACCAAGUCAAGCUUGAGGCCGCCUCCGUUAACGGCGUUCUCUCUAAUGGAUUCAUCGAACCAUCAGUAGAAGAGCUUGAGACAGAGCUACCUGUUGUCUACGAUGGCCAAGUACCGCUCGGAGACCUCUUGUCCAGGGUCGUGCAGGCUAUAUAUGCAGAGCUGUCCGAGCUGGCUGAUACUUUGCCCAACAUGUCGGACGCCGCCCGGAAACGUACACUCGCAGACUGGGUCGUGAAAACAAAGAAACAGAUAGUCAAGGUCUACGCUAUCACGAAAUGGGCGCGCGAUGCGGAGACGGUCCAGAAAUGCAUGAACAUCACCGCGUUUUUGAUGACUCAAAAUCAGCAAUUUGAGGAUGUCAUGCGAGGGUUGACGUACGCAAAGGAAAGCUUGGACCCAGCGAGGCUGCGAAACCAUGAUCUGCUUACCUCCCUUGAUGUCCUUACGACUGGCACUUACCGACGACUUCCUACUGGCAUCAAGAAAUCGAUCAUUCCUGUGUCCCCUCUGACCGAUGCCGAAGUCCAAAAGACGCUCAGCAACAUUGAAGAUGUCAUCCGUUUUCGACUCCGUCUAUCCGAAAUAGUGCCCAUCGAGAUGUCGAGACACCACAUCUCCCACGGACAAGUUCACUUCGUCGUCCCGAAGCUCUUCGAGGUAUCACUAUGUCUCCGUGGCGCAGAGCAAGAUGAUGGCUGGUUCUUCGUACACGUCAAGUUCCUCUUCAAGAUAGGUGGAGAUGUGACAAGCGUUCACGAUUUUCCCUCAGAGCCAACCGGUAUGCUCAAGCGCCAUAUCGGUGAAGAGGCAGACACUCGCAUGGCGUACUACCUUCCAUUCCCUGAAGUCGAGGGAAUGCUUCCUCCCGAAAAUGUUCCCCCGCGACCGCAACUCCCCGAAAACACCGUCGAUGCCCCACUUGUCCGCCUAUACAACUUCCUUCAGAUCAUGUCCAUGUCCUAUCAGCUAGAAAUACUUUGGUACCAGGCCGAACGGAUGCGCUCACUCGGCUGGGCAGACUACCUCAAGGUCGAGAUGAAGAAUAGCCGCAAAACACUGGUCGUGUCCUAUUGGGCUCGGCCACCAAACUCCUCCACCUCGCAACCGCAGCCCCCAGGCGCAAGCCGCUUCAAGCUCCCCGAUUUCGGCGGUACACUCACCAUCUCCAUCGUCGAGAACAAGAACCUCCAGCAAGGCCCCGGUGGGCCCGCACGCUCGCCAAAGGCUAGAAUCCUCGCCGAGAUGCAGCAGCGCGUCAAGCUCGGAGGCGCACAACCUUCCGACGUGAUCGAGGGGCUCAAAUUCGAUGUACGGUGGGAGGCGAUGAAGGGUGCGCUGGGUGUGUCUCCACCAGCGUCGAGCUUUCAAGUUGGGGAGUUGGUUGUCGACACAGAUUGUCUCGACUUCGAAAGUUUGCUCCGGCGCGUCAUCGAUGCGCAUGCCAAAGCAAUCCUCCAGACGUUCCAAUGGCAACUCCAGCACGGCUCGACGAGCACCGUUUUCUCGGCGCCUGGCAAGAUUGUGCAGUCCUCAGAAGGCGGCAACCACUCGCUACGCGUCCAUCUAUGCGCAGACGAAGUCGUCGUGGUAUCAAUUGAUACUCGGACAGGUCGGCUCAAUCUUCGGGAUACGGGUGACUUGGCUGCUGCAAGCCGUGGACCACGGUUCGCUGCGAUAUCGGAGAAGUUGAAUGAAAGCCCGUGGCUUUUGUUGGACGCUCUUGUCAGAUUACGAUUCAGCACAAUUUCGACUCUUGCGGAGCAAAAGGCAAGAUACCUUGGCUUCCAAGUGUAUCGCACGCGCAAUUUUGGCCGUGAGGAGAUGCAGAAACUCGGCCCAGACGCCCGUGGCACACUCUUCAUCCCAAUCAUAGGCUCCGCCGAACACCACCCCAUCAACGGAACGCGCGAAAGCUACCUCGUGAUUGUGAUCACAGAUGGUGACUUCCGCUUCGCACUCGUGCGGUCCGAGCUGCAACGCGAGACCAUGUACCAGAGCCGGAUAUUCACGGACGUGGGAUGGCUGAACGUUCAGCGAAUACAAGGCGAAUCGUACGAUCCUGGCAACGUGCUGGCGGCAGCGAGGGUCAAGCCAGCUGAAUCUGGGGGCCAGGAAUCGGUAGAAAAUGCGUUGAUCAGUGAGAGUAUUGAGAGUGCGCAAGGGAGCUUCAACCUAGGUACCCAACUUCUUCGCGAGCUCUAUGCUUACUGCUGCGCGCGCGUAGCAUAUGGCAAAGUCGAAUACCAGUUCAAAUGCCGCGACAUUCCCUGGACGUCCGUGCACCCCGGAUCCAAUAUCCCACUCACCCCCGAGCUCGCCCACGUCCAAUCCUCUCUGGCACGCUCCGUCCCCGCUCUCUGCGUCAAAGCGUCCGACAUUCUCUCCGGCGCACCCGCCGCAGAAGCAGCGAUGCCCAACAUCCGCGUCAUCCCGCUCAACUGGUGGACCGACAAGCAGGCGCAGGUUGUCACCUGCGUCAAGCUCAAGUACGUGCAGCAGCCCGUCGGCAAGCGUGCGAUCGGGAGCGGCGGGAGCGCAGGCACGAUCCGGCCGAGCAAGCGCAUCAUAUACGACCCGCAGGAGGCGGUCGUGUCGUUUCUUUCGGAGCAAGUCGAGGGCUGCGUGGACGAGUUCCUGGAGGAGUGGGCGCGGGUGUCGAAGAUGGUGGUGAUUGCGAGGGAGGUGGCGAGGAUGAGCAAGGAGAAGCAGUGGCCUGACGUGCGGCUCAUAUCGUUUGAUCUGCAGACGGUGGAGUUUGCGUAUUCUGGGGAUUACUCCGUCUCAAUAAGCGCGACAGAUCAGCUCUCCAGCACCGGCGGUACCUAUGAGCUCCGUCUUUCCCGCUGCUCUCCUCAGUCGGCCUCGAAACAACUGCUAGGUCUCCCGCUUUCGGUUCAGCCACGGCCGCAAUCAAAUCCUCAUGAAGAUGCCGAGCCCUUUUUGCGUCAAAUUCUUCGACAAGGGCCGCUAGCGCUGUCCGUCCAUACACUCGUAGGAGUGCUUCGAGACACGCUACCCAUUGCAGUGGAGCUAGAACGAAUGCGUCUCGCCGCUGACGCGAAGAGCUCACCUUCAAAGGCCAGAACGCAGACCAAGCCAGAAAUUGCGGUGGAAACCAUAGUCAAGGGCGUGGGCUGGUACCGCGUGCUUUACGGUGACCUGAGACAUGCACUCGACUUCCGAUUAAUGACGGGACAACGCAUCGUCAUUCUCGACGCCUCUCAUUCACUAUUCAAACCCCCCAAUCGACCGCAAGAGCCCAUGGGCCCGCCUCAGCUCCCGCAGGCCACCCUCGGUGGACUGAAACCCAUUCCCGACUUCCGCGCUAUCCUCACCGAUGCAUUGCGCUCCAUACGAGCCCACGCGCAGAGUGGGAAAUUUGCGGCCAUCGAUGUCGGGGUCGUCUGCGAUAAGAGCGUCGUCGGACCUGUGGCGUGCGCAAUACACGAGAGGGUAUUGGCCAAACUGAAAGGGAAAUUGACGUAGGCUGUGUAUUUCCCGUACUCGUACUUUAGUUACCUGUUAUUGCUAUUGUCCUAUAAUGUUCUCG